GAAUGAGAAUUUGCGUUUGUCUGUGUGCGUCUUCCGUCUUCUGCCUUCUGUCUUGUUUCACUUUAGAAUUUAGGUAUGGCGGAAAGCAAUGAUGAUGGUAACGGCGAAAAGAAAUAUUAUAGAAAUAGAAAGAAUAGAAGUAGUUUAGAAGAUUCAGACAGUGAAAGUGAGGGUGCUAAUCCUAGACCAGAUAUAGGAUUAGGUUCAUCUAGUCGGAAAAUGAUAGGUAGAAAACAAGUGUCAGAAUGUUCACCUGCAGGUAGCAGUAGUGAGAUCCCGUCUCGACGGGAAGACAACCCAUUCUCGUUCAAGCACUUUUUGAACCGUGAUGUUGGUUGCUCGUCGGGAGGAGCCCGGCCCAAAGUGUUCAGCCAGCCUUUGGGUCAGAGUUCCGGCUCAGCCAGCUCAGCUGCCACCAGUCCUGUUCCGGCACCCAGGCUCAAUCCGGAACUCACUUCCGGUCUUCCCGAUUUUGUGCAAGACCAUCUUGUCAUAGAGCAGUGCUAUCUUCAAAACUCUGGUCAUAACUCCUCCUGUCAACUAGCCGUUGACCUUGAUAACUUUCCUGAUUUCGCACCUGUUAAUGCGUCGAGUAAUGAGCAGUGGAACAGCAGCAGUAAUAGCAGCGGCGGGCGUCAAGGUGAUUUACCGUUUGAUCUGACUUUAAACCAGCGGACCAGGAGCAGUGAGAGCGCCGCCAGACCACUGGACUUGCCCGCGACGCUUCCGUUCGACCUGCCAUCGGCGUCGGCUGAGGUCGGCGCCUCUAAGAGCCUGCCUGACUUCCUCUCGGAUGGACCCAUUCACAGCGAGAGGCGCAAUGACUCCAGUCAACCCAACUCUGACAACAACAGUCCUCCCGCGCCUCUUCCCAGUGAUCUGCCGUCGCCAAGGAUACAAAUGGAAAAUGAGAGACUAAGAAGAGAACUGGACAAUGCAAGAAGACAGCUCAAUGAACAAAUUAGAAGGAAUGAUUCUUUAGAACGGGAAUUGAUGACAAUACGCAGUACAGAACAUGAAACAGGCUUAGAAGGGAUGAUUGCUCAAAUAGAAGAAAAUUUGAAGAGAACGAGGAGAAGAGCAACCAAUGCAGAGGACAAGGCAGAAAUGCUGGAGAAGGAAGUGAAAAUGCUGAGGCUGGAGAUUUUGAAGUUGAGAAGCAGUUCGGGAUCGGAGGCAGCUGGAGCGUGUAGCAGCAGCGAUAGCAGGCCCUUCAACGCCGGACUUUCGCGCGAACUCAGGACAGCGGCCAGCAGUGCCGAACUAUUAUUGAGGCAACUACUUAGUGGUGUUGACAAUCUGAGGUUAUUAGCAUCGACAUUAGACAGUAGUCAGAAUGUAGAUGACCGACCUCAGGACUUUUCGGAUUCGGUGGACGAAUCAGGACCAACCUUAUAAGAGAAUUCACUCAUCAUCAAGCAAGUCCCCAUUACUUGCAUUUUUGUGCUUAUUCAAUCUAGAAUAUUGUCUUUAGAUUUUUCAAUGGAACGAUGGAUUCUAGAUUCUUUAGGCUAAUAAAACUUUGAACGGCGUAUUUUAAAUGUUUCUAUUUAUUACGUACUUGUCUACUGAACAUCGGUGAGUUUUCAUUAAACUUUCUUAUCUUGUAGAUAUUUUUCAGUCGAUUUUUGUAUUUGUUCAGAUAUUGUACAUAGUUGAUACGAAUAUAAUAAUAAUAUAUAUUUAUAUUACUUUGUUAUCUAGUUUUAAAUGUUGAUUAUCUUUUAAUAAAGAUCAUGUAAGCAAGCCAAUUUAGAUUUUAAUUUGUAAGUUACAAAGUCCUGGAGGUUUCCAAUCUCUGUUGACUCGCUUGAAAGCAACAAAUGGAAAGUGUUAAUUUGAAACCUUUUUUUUGGGAACCACAUCAGUAUUCAUUACCGAUGAAUUGGUGCUCCCUACAAUCAUUGAAAUUCAACUGAAAACGUCUUGACUAGAAUGUAACCAGUGUCAGAAUUAUAACUGAAGGAUUCUUCAGAAAAAAUAGAGAGAUGGCACAAACUUUUUAUUGUUGAAGUAGCCUAUGGGAAAAUGUGGAACUCGAUGAUGAGGCAAAAGCAAUAGAGACGGAAGACUAGAGAUAUGAUUGCAUUAAUCUCACACUAAUUGAUAUUGUAAAAUAAUAUUUCGUUGGUGUUGACAUUUUUGUUGUUAAGUGAAGCAAGUAAUUUCUAUGUUCCAUUACUAAACGAAUACUAACCCUCUUUUUAAACCGAUUUGAAAUACGAUACAGAGUUCUUAUAGAAAAAUAAAAUGCUGAUGUCUUAUUUUCCAAAGAUCCUUCUUACAUGUGUACAAAUUCUUAAAUGUGCACAUGAUCCUUUACAGAUCCAAAUCCUUUACAUGUGCUCAUGAUCCUUGUGCGUACCCAAUAUCCACGCUAAUCAAAACCACCUCUGCCUGCUAGCUAGCUCAAACAAUUAUGAAGUCAGUUUGAAAAUUAUUGCAGUUAAUUCAAUUCAAUAUUGAAUCGAUUUUUAUCAACAAACUCAUGCUCUCCUGACCGAAAACUAGAUCUCAAAGAAUUUGGAAAUUACAGUUUAUAUCCAGGCAUUUGAGACUCAUGAGAUAUAUAUUUGUUGUGUAUCUGCAAUAAGCUAAAUAAAUUUCAUCGACACGUUCAUUAUCUCUAAACAAAGCCACUUGUAACCUCUUGACUUGAUGAUUGUUACUUUGACGUUUUAUGAUUUCAUUUCUUUAUAAUUGAAGCUCUUCUAAACAUGCAUAUCACCUUUUUAAUAUUUUCAUCUUCCGUAUUGUUUAUUGUAUUUUUCUUUUAAUAUAUUUGUUUGUACCUCGUUGAACGGCUUGGAAAUUUCAACCACAGUGUUUGCAAUCAAUGCAUUUUGAAUAUGUACUAAGUACUAUAUAUAUAUAUAUUUCUAAUCUAUUCAUAAUUAAACAGGCUCUGAUUAAUAAAUUAUCAUUCAGGGACAAUUUUUUAAUAUUCUCUAGAAUUACAUUAUCGCAAACAGCUUAGAUGCUGUUAUAUUAAAUUUGUACUCAAUUAAUGAGAACACAAUUUUAGAUGUGGCUUUUUAUCAAUAUCAAUAUUUGAAAUUUGUAACAAAUUUCUGUAUUUACCAUGUAAAA
Molecule: messenger RNA, 3090 nt
Organism: Nilaparvata lugens (brown planthopper)
Lineage: Eukaryota; Metazoa; Arthropoda; Insecta; Hemiptera; Delphacidae
Exons: 8
Coding region: 76-1398 (440 amino acids)
Biological process (GO): positive regulation of cilium assembly; positive regulation of protein localization to cilium; regulation of cytokinesis
Cellular component (GO): early endosome; recycling endosome; centrosome
Source: RefSeq, a predicted model, not a curated record